Molecule: messenger RNA, 2994 nt
Organism: Cryptosporidium muris RN66
Lineage: Eukaryota; Apicomplexa; Conoidasida; Eucoccidiorida; Cryptosporidiidae
Exons: 1
Coding region: 1-2994 (997 amino acids)
Source: RefSeq, a predicted model, not a curated record
AUGACAAGGAAUACUCUCUGUAGUAGGAAGGCCUCUUUUCACAGUAGGAGUUCAUUCUAUGGUUAUUUAGUAUGCAUAGAGAGGGCUGAGUUUUUUACAGAAGCUGCAAGAGAUAAUCUGAAUAGAAGGAAACUAACUUAUAAUCGCGCAAAAAUGGCUGCAAAAUUAACGAAUAGCUCUAGAGUAUAUAAGAUAUCACCUAAAACUAAGACAUUAACUAAUAUAAGUGAUUCAAAUGAACAUAUAACAAUUCUGUGCUACAAUGAAUGGGCUGUUGCUUGUUCAUUCAUCAAUAAAGAUGACAUUAUAGAGUUGAUUGGGGGCUCAAUAUCAUUUUCUGACGAAUCAAUUAUAUGUGUUUAUGAUACAAAUAAGAGUGACUCUGCAAUGACUGUGUGGAGGUCAGGGUUUGAACAUGUACCUGCUAUGCUUACUCAUGCUGCAGUGCUAUGUAGUAAAGGCAAUGUAUACUUACCAGCAUGGGCUAGAAUAUAUACUACUUGUAAAUUGGAUUGUUUGGAAGAAUGCAAACAUCCCUCACUACCUUUAUUAACUAGUAGAACAACAACAGCAGCUUUACAUGAUGAGGUUGUAGAUGACAUAAUAGAUGAAUAUAAUCAAAUAAGUAGUGCGGAUUGCAAGGACGAUGACAAUGUAUCUCUUUCAGGGAUAAUAAAUCAGCCUAAAAAGAAAAAGAAAACUUGUGAGAAACAAUCUCAAUACUCAUCUAUUGCUUAUGAAUAUCUAGCUCAGUUAUCAGAUCUCCAUCCUGGAGUGGUAACCAAUUUGUACGGUGUUGUUUUAGAGGUUGGAAAUAAUCCUAUGAAACGUUAUGGAGGAAAUAGUAAUCACAUAUUUAUGAAUAUAACACUGGUUGACCCAUCAGUAUUGAAACUGAUACCUGUGGAUGGUUAUACUAAUCGUACCAUUGAGACACUUCUUGGUGGACCGUAUUCAUAUAGUGAUCGUCCUUCUUUGAUAUCUUCUUUACCCACAGUGUCUUUGGAGCUCUCUACUGAAGGUGAUGCAACAUCUUUACCUGUUAUUAGUCUUGGAGAUAUUGUUCGUGUUCAUCGUGUUGAACCUUUAUUUUCAAAGCAGCGUUUUAUAGAUUUACCUCACAACAAGCAUACUUCCAUAAGAAUUUGGUCCCUUUAUGACUGCAAUUUAGAUGAACUAUACUCCAAGUAUAAAACAGAUGAAGAUAUCCUAAAUAGUCCUUACUGUUAUGUAAAUGUAGAAAAUGCAUACAAAGUAGGGAAUUCACAACAAAAUACUACAUUUACUGAAAAUGAUUCACUUAGACUUCUGAAAUUACAAAGAUGGGCGUAUGAAAUGUUUCAUAGUUUUCCAUAUUUUUGCUCCUCUCAGUAUACAAAGUCAUUAUCACAUCUCAAAAAUUCUAAUAAGGAGACAUUUACUAAAACUUACGGUGAUAUUAUUGUUUGCAUAUAUGAUAUAUUACUGAUACCUGAACUUAUUCAUCCAUCACAACUUUGUUUUAACAGCUUAAAUAAACCUUCAUUUUCAAGUUACAAAAGUAAAAUUGAGCAUAAUAUGCUUUGUAUUGUCGUUUCUGAAUUGAAAAGUGAAAGAAAUAUUACUAAAUUGAAAGAUAAGACAAACUUUGAUGAUUUAUAUUUUGUAAUAGGUUUAGAUAGAUACAAUACUGGAUUGAAGGAUCACUUACAGCGCAACAAGAAACCACUUAAGUGUGGCGAUUGGGUACGUAUUAGGAAUGUUUCUGUGAAUCCAUCGAUGAAUUUUACGUAUAUAGAUGACAAAGUAAUUGGGCCAUUCACUGUAAUAGAUACACACAAAUCAAGAAUUACGAGGCUACCAUGUUGGUCUGGAGAUGUUAAACUAAUGUCCUUAAGGACUUUACCUUUGAAUUUAAAAUCAGAGAGAGCUCAUACUUCUUUCGAACAUGAACUUUUGAAUAGUGAAGUUAUUUCGAAGUCCACUUAUGAACAGAUGAACAGCUUUAAAAACUUCACUAAAGAUGUGGAAGUAUUGAACUAUAAUAUGGAUCAACCAGCUUCUAACUGUAGUGAAGUUGUAGACAAAGUUCACUUUGCAAAUUUAAAUAUAACUGAAGGAAUUGUGAAGGACAGUGCAGAUUUACAAUUAAAAUAUUCUAGUGGGACAUGCAAAGAAAGUUUGUGUAGUGUGGAUAGUGUAUUUAAUCAAACUGAAACUGAAAUUGUUAGAAUGACUGGUGAUUGUGAGAAAAAAGUGGCAAACUUUAGUAAAACAAAUUUACUUCCAGCUAUAUCAGCUACACAUGCUGGAGAACAACAUUUAGCAAACUAUACAAACCAUAUACUGAACCCAUUGUACACAGAUAGUCGGAAUAGUCACCAAUAUUUAUUUACUGAUAUUGAUUGUCAGCCAUUGUAUUAUAUUCGCUCAAGAAAUAGAGAUAUACAGGCUCUUUCUGUAAUGCAUGUAAGAUUGAACUCAGUGCCAAAUAAUAUAUAUUACAUGGAAAAUGUAAAUGUAAGUUUUUCUGGGAAUUCCAAAGACGUAGAUCCAUUUAAACCAGAGACAUUUGUUACUCUGAAGUGCAAAAUAUGCAACUAUGAAUGCUCACUAAUGAAUGCAGCUUCUGAAGCUCAUACAAAUAACUUUAAAAGUUUAAAGUGUGGUCACUCUGAGUCAACUUUUUCGUACAGUUUCAAUGUUAAGAUCAGCGAUUCUAGUGGUUACUUAGAGGCAGAAUAUAAAGAUGAGGUAGGCAUGCUUUUUGAGGGGGUAACUCCUAGAAACUUUCUGUUGAGGAGUGAGGUGAAUUUUCGUAACCAUAUAAUACAGAUUGUAAAAGGUAUAUCUGCAGCAAAUAUGAAGUUACCUAAAGGGCACUUCCAUAAUAUAUGUGUGUCAUGCUGCAAUAAUAUUAAGGAGGGAAAUAAUGAUGCACCCAAAUCGCCAAAAUUAACAUUUAUUAUUGUUGAGAGUUAUGCUGUAUCAGAAGAUCAAAUUUCAGAUGAUUGA